This is a messenger RNA of Orussus abietinus, 3029 nucleotides long. RefSeq lists its product as uncharacterized. Lineage: Eukaryota; Metazoa; Arthropoda; Insecta; Hymenoptera; Orussidae. The coding region runs from base 1044 to 2567 and encodes 507 amino acids. The record is from RefSeq and is a predicted model, not a curated record. The transcript has 2 exons.
GUCACAAUCACAGUGAAUUUUUUUUUCCCACACGCAAUCACUGCAGCUCGAUAGGGAAGGUUCGUCCUUUCAAAUUGUUCUAUGGAACGAACCCGUACCCGCUCGUAUUAGUUUGCGGAGUAAGUUCUUAUUAAGUACUUAUUAACGAUAAAUUUCUACCAAAAGGUGAUACCAAUUUUUUAGUACCAGCAUUAGUAUUCAUCAUAACAGAAUUGAAUUCUCCUUCGCAAAAAAUGAGCCAUGGCAUUGAGGUAAAAUUACGUUAUCACUAAUUGAAUUACAUGUUAAUUAAAUUUGUUUGGCUCUAAUCUUUACAGAUACUGUUGGGUACCGAAAUAAAAUAAAAAUUCCUAUGUAACGAUUGUUAUUAUAAUUUAUAGGAAACGUUUUCUAGAUUUCUCAGGAUUACAUUAAAUAGAAACGUUAUGUAAUUCAGUGCUCAUGAACAAGCGCUACUUUUUAACUGAAUUUUAUUUCCGAUAGCGUUCUCUCAAGAACUCGGAACCAGAGCGACAUAAGGUGUUUAAAGAGCUUUCAGAGAACGCGUGCGCAUCAAGUCGAACACGUGGUUAAGGAAGCUUUUCCGUGGUCAGAGCUUGCAGUAUUCGGCGUGCUUUAGCUGGCCGAACAUUUUCAUCUUGCCAGACUCAGAAGUUCAAAAUUCCGGGGACCAUGUAACUUAAUUCCACUUUCCGACGUGAACAUCGUUUACCACGGAAUAUUAUAUAAUACAUCCAGUGACACGGUUUUAUUGUAAGAAAAAAAGUAAUAUAAAUAAUCGACGAACGGAGAAGGAUUUAAAACAGAACAAAAUUAAUUGUAUUUAUUGGAACCGUGCUUUUUAAGGAGAUAAAGCCGCGCAGGAGGACAGAGCUUACAUAUGUUCCUUGAAACCGAAGAUGGAGAUUGAAGAUCACGGGAGAAGAAUGGAAUAUCAAAUCGCCACCGAAAACAUGGCCGGAAGUUCAUCGAGGAUGUAUCGACGAAUUUAAAACUUAGGAGGUCCGAGAAUUAUUUGGGAGAGUUAUUGAAAUCGGUAAAUCAUGUCGAAAAACGAAAGCGGUAAUAUGGGACCUCAAGAUGCCGGGGGAAAUCAGAAGAAGGACCCCAAUUCGAGUCUUUACGAAGGACGGGGAAAUAAAAAGCUCAUCCGAGUCGUCACGGUAUUGGCGUACAUGUUCUCCGUGAGCUUCGUCGCUAUUGUUCUCAGUGCUUAUUAUCUGUUUCUCUGGCAACCCCCGAACCCCAGACUUUUACAUGCCCAGCAUCUGAAAGAUCCCCAGGUGCAGUUCCUGGUGGAUCAUCCUCCCGUUGUCCUCGGCAACGAGAGAAAUGACUUUAUAAAUCAUUCUCAACCGUGGAUUAAGGAAAUUCCCGCGAAUCUAAAUUUAUCCCAGGAUUUGUUGAACGUUAACUCGGUCAUUGAAGAUUAUAGAUCGAUCGAUCCCAAUCGUUCAGCCUUACGAUCGAAAGAAUCGGCCCUGGCUCCUUUAAAAAAUAAAAUCGAGGAAAACCGCUCGAAUCAUUUCCCCGAGAUACAUAAUUCUACUGUCAAUUUUAUUAAGUCUACUCAAUUAGACGACGGUAAUAAAUUAAUUCUUCGACACGAUGACAUAUCAACCUCGGCCCAAACAACUGAGACUCCUGCAGUAACAGAUCAAUUAAUUUCAAUAAAUAAUAAAGUUUCAUCGAUGAUUGAAACCGUAUCCGAAGAUACUCCGUUUCUUGAGAAUGUAACGGAAGUAACGAGGGCAUUUUUUCCUGAACUUCCACCGGAAGACAAAGAUAAUGUUACCGAAAUAAAUUAUGCAGAUAACGAGAUGGAUCAAAUAAGUUCGGAAGACAUGGCGAAAUUGGAAGCAUCUGUCAGAAAUGAUUUAAAAACCGAUAUUAAUGGUUCUAAAGCUGAAAGUAAUUGGAGUGUCAAUGGGAACACGGAAAGCUCCGAAUUUCCCCAGGAAAUUUCGGAGGAUGUAAAGGACGGUAUUACUGAAGCAGUCUUUCUCGACGAGGGUUUGUACAGAACAGACUCCGAAAUCGAGGGGAAAUUUGAGAAGAGUUUUAGCAAGGGUGCCGAUAUCAACGAUACCAGAUCGGAUGGAAAAAGCUUUCAUCGGGGUCCAAAAAAUCCCAAAUCUCUUCAAGACGUUUUCAAUCGAUCAUCGAAUUUUGAGGAAAUUGGAAUUCAAUUGCCAAUACCGACUUCCACGAGUCAUCCAAAACCCCAUCCGAGAUCCGGUGAUUCAUUCCUGAAAAAGCUGAAAGCACUAACGAUUUCCGAAGAUUCAAAUGCCGUCAACAUCAGUUCGAUAAUGUCGAAUGUAGAAGCUGAAGGAUCACAAUUAUUAGAAGAUAAGUUGGAGAGUCAGAAACGUCAAAAGUCAAAUCUUUUGAAAAUUCUGACGGAGCCAACAAAACUGCAAGAAACUUCAAUUUCUUCCUCGACGAUGACGUUGACGUCAACGUCUUCCACUACACCUGUGAGUGGCAGUCCGCAGACAGGAGUGGAAGCCAGUACCGAUGCAAGUGAAGAAGAAAAAUAUUCGGAUGACUCGAUAAUAAUAUAAUAUCGGUUUUUCACAUUACCUUGGUAAACAAAGAUUAAUAAAUAAUACGAGAAAGUAAAUUUACAUAAAAUAAAAAAAUAGUAAAACGUAAAGACACUAUUUGCCUUUUCGUUUAGAAUGCAUGCGUUCGUAUUCCUUUCAUCUUUCUACGUGAACAACGUAGGAUUUAAAUAAGGAAAUCACUAUUACUACGGAGUACUAUCGAGUGUAAUCAAAUAUUACAGCGGUUGUUUGGAACUACUUGGAUUAACCAUUGACCAUCAUUUGUUAAUAAUCCUGUAUGAAAGUAAAACAUAUUAAUACUACACUAUGUGACUUUCCUGAAAUUUAUUGUACAAUAAAUUGCAUUCUAUUAUACAAAAAUAAAAUAAAAUAAUACAAAUAUAAAUUUACAAAACAUUAAGUCAAGAUUUUUUUACAGUUUGUUUCAUUUACGAAUAGAGUACAUUUCGAUGAACCAUA